Theobroma cacao (cacao) is the source of this 2717-nucleotide messenger RNA. The record is from RefSeq and is a predicted model, not a curated record. NCBI's taxonomy places the organism in Eukaryota, Viridiplantae, Streptophyta, Magnoliopsida, Malvales, Malvaceae.
AACAAAAACAAAAGGAAAAACCUAGAGAGAGAGUGUGUGUGUGUGUGCGCGUGUAAGAAAAAGAACAGAAAAAGAGGCAGCCAUAGCCAAAAGAGGUCGUGUCGGCUUCGACCAAACAUUGACGCACACAAACUCAUUGAACACUAUUGAACACAGGAGAGGAGACUCCAAGGGGGGUUUCCAUAGAUUGAUUGCUUUCUGCUGAUUUCUUUUUGGUGGUGUUUCUAUGGCUUUUGCGGCUCCAUCUGCUGAACAACAAGCAGGUAUCAAAGAUGGUCCUCUGUACCGAGAAUUAUGGCAUGCCUGUGCUGGACCUCUUGUCACACUUCCUCGUGAAGGGGAGCGUGUUUAUUACUUCCCACAAGGUCACAUGGAACAGCUUGAGGCAUCAAUGCAUCAGGGGUUAGAACACCAAAUGCCAUCGUUUAAUUUGCCAUCUAAAAUACUUUGCAAAGUGGCUUCUGUUCAGCGUAAGGCUGAACCUGAUACGGAUGAAGUUUAUGCACAAUUAACUCUGGUACCUGAAGUUGAUCAAAGUGAGGUUACGAGCUCAGAUCCCCCACUUCCUGAACCUGAAAGGUGCAUAGUCCAUUCAUUUUGCAAAACUCUUACUGCUUCUGACACUAGCACCCAUGGUGGAUUCUCGGUUUUGCGUCGGCAUGCAGAUGAUUGUCUGCCCCCACUGGAUAUGACCCAGCAGCCACCUUGGCAGGAAUUGGUUGCAACUGAUCUGCAUGGCAAUGAGUGGCAUUUUCGGCAUAUUUUUCGAGGGCAACCGAGGCGCCACUUACUCACUACUGGGUGGAGUGUCUUUGUUAGUUCCAAAAAAUUAGUGGCCGGUGAUGCAUUUAUAUUCCUGAGGGGGACAAAUGGGGAGCUGCGUGUUGGUGUGAGGAGGCUUAUGAGACAACAGACCAACAUGCCAUCUUCUGUUAUAUCUAGUCACAGCAUGCAUCUUGGGGUGCUUGCCACUGCAUCCCAUGCCAUUGCUACAGGAAGUAUGUUUUCUGUCUUCUACAAGCCAAGAACAAGCCGGUCUGAGUUCAUUGUGAGUGUAAACAAAUAUCUUGAAGCUCGUAGCCAUAAGCUAUCCGUUGGGAUGAGGUUCAAAAUGAGAUUUGAGGGUGAAGAGGUUCCUGAAAGAAGGUUCAGUGGCACAAUUAUUGGUGUUGGGGAUAAUAAAUCAUCUGGAUGGGCUGAUUCUGAGUGGAGAUCUCUAAAGGUUCAAUGGGAUGAACCUUCAUCAAUCCUGCGCCCUGAUAGGGUGUCUCCAUGGGAGCUGGAGCCACUUGUUGUGACUAAUACCUCUUCAAACUCACAACCUGCACAAAGGAACAAGCGGGCUCGACCACCUGUUCUACCUACACCAUCUUCAGAUCUUUCUUCACUUGGUAUGUGGAAAUCACCAGUUGAAUCUCCUGCUUUCUCAUAUUGUGAUUCACAACGUGGACAUUCAUCACCUAAAUUCUCCUCUACUGCAAAGCCUAACUCUGUGGGCUUUAGUGGGAAUGGUUCAGUUGCUGCAGUUUCUAGCAACUCCAUGUAUUGGUCUAACAGAGUGGAGAGUGUUACAGAAUCUUUUGCACCAGUUGUUAACAAAGAAUCUUGUGAAAGAAAGCCGGGCCCUGGGAAUGGCUGCAGGCUGUUUGGUAUUCAACUUGACAAUGUGAACAUGGAAGAAAAUUCCCCUGUGGCUACAGUUUCUGGGACUGUAGUGGAUGACCGGCUUGUUCCAUCAGUAGAUGCUGACUCUGACCAGCUCUCUGAUCCAUCAAAUCUUAAUCGAUCUGAUCGUCCUUAUGUAAGUUGUGAUCCUGAGAAGUCAUGCCUGAGAUCUCCUCAGGAGUCACAGAGCAAGCAAAUUCGGAGCUGCACUAAGGUUCACAUGCAAGGUAUGGUGGUUGGAAGGGCCGUUGAUUUGACACGAUUUGACUGUUAUGAGGACUUGCUAAGGAAGCUGGAGGAGUUGUUUGACAUUAAAGGUCAGCUCUGUGGGUCUGCUAGGAAUUGGCAGGUUGUCUAUACUGAUGAUGAAGAUGACAUGAUGAUGGUUGGGGAUGAUCCUUGGAAUGAGUUUUGCAGCAUGGUGAGGAAAAUUUUUAUCUAUACAUCAGAGGAAGUUAAAAAGCUAUCACCCAAGAUAAAACUUCCAGUCAAUGAUGAUAGCAAACCAGCCAAGCCUGGUGUUGACACAGUUGUCAACACUGACGACCGGUCUUCAGUUGUUAGUCCUGGGUGCUAAUGUACCCAGGCUUUUAUGUGCUGCAGGAAAGCAACGAUAGAAGAGGCUGAGAGAAAAGAAUGUAGUGCUCAACAUUGUCUAUAUCUGCAUUACCUUAAUGAUAUCGCCAUUGAUGGCAAUGCCGAAAUGGCUUGCUACAGCAUCCGCAUCUGCGAGUCUGCUGUUCUGGCAGCAAAUUCAUCUGGAAAGAGUGAGAUGUGCCUCAAUGAUAGGGUUUAGAUCUCAUAUAAUUAGAUUUUUCUGCACUUUAAAAAAUUUUUGUGAAGCAAAAUCUAAUAGCGAUUGUUCAUUUGGUUUUUAAGCAGGCUUAAAAGUUUCUCUCCUCCCAUUGCUCAAUUGAAAGUUGCCCUUUUGUCUUUUUCCUUUUUUUUUUUUUUGCCUUCUGUCAAUUUAUUUUUGUUAUAUAAUAUACAACAUGGCACACUUGUCCUUUGUACAUAAAUAUAUAUAGCUUUGCAAUCUUUUGGUACUUGCA